AUGGAAAAUGUAAAUGUAAAAUGGGUAUCACAAGUAUUUAACAAUAUCACGCUUGACACCGAUGAGCCCACAAUAGUAUUCAAAGCACAAUUGAUGACUUUGACCAAUGUGUGUGUUGAACGACAGAAACUUAUUAUUAAAGGAAAACUUAUUGAAGAUGAUUGGGAGGAUAUCAAAGUUAUAGAUGGGCAGACGAUUAUUUUGCUCGGACAGGCAGGAGAUGUUGCCCCACUAAAUCCGUGUACUGUUAAUUCUAAAAGUGAUUCUCCUGCCAAAAUAGCGCCUCCAUCAGAAGAAAAAUCAGAUUUCAGUGCGUCAUAUUUAGCAUUCAACAAACUUAGAAAUAGACAUCAUGAGUGCCUAUGGGCUAUUCCAGAAAUAAUUGAAGCCCUCUCUUUCAAUGUUGGAAAAUUGCCAAUGCUACCUCUAAUUUACAAGGAAGUGUCGCUUUUUUGUGAAACCAAGCCUAAAGAAUCAAAUAUUUAUAAUCAACUUUUAGAAAGUAAUUUUGUGUUGUAA
Molecule: messenger RNA, 519 nt
Organism: Octopus sinensis (East Asian common octopus)
Lineage: Eukaryota; Metazoa; Mollusca; Cephalopoda; Octopoda; Octopodidae
Product: ubiquitin carboxyl-terminal hydrolase 14-like
Exons: 5
Coding region: 1-519 (172 amino acids)
Biological process (GO): protein deubiquitination; regulation of proteasomal protein catabolic process; proteasome-mediated ubiquitin-dependent protein catabolic process
Molecular function (GO): protein binding; cysteine-type deubiquitinase activity; proteasome binding
Source: RefSeq, a predicted model, not a curated record